AUGUCACGAUUGUAUCCAACCCUUGAAGAUAUGAAAGUUGACCAGCUUCAUACGGCUCAGGUCAGCCAUGAACGUGCAAUUACCGGAGGUGCCCAGUUACAGUACCCACACCCAGGACAGGCAGUCCCAGCUCCCUACACCACCCAGCCAGGGCCGGCCCUGUACCCAUCCCUGAACGAUUACAUGGGCUUACACAUUACACCAGAGAUGAUGCAGGAGAUGCAGGUUGUACCAUCGCAGGGCUUGCAAGUUGGGCUUCGACAGACCCAGUCCGGACAGACACAAGUAGCACCAAUCACAGGCAACAAUUUGGGCCUUGCCAGGGCAGAAAUCAAACAGGGAAUCCGAGAGGUGGUUCUCUGCAAAGAUCAGGAUGGCAAACUUGGGCUUCGUAUUCGGCAUGUCAAUAAUGGGAUUUUUGUAGCCUUUGUUCAGGCGGGUUCUCCGGCUGCCUUGGCUGGGCUCAGGUUUGGAGACCAGAUAUUGCAAAUAAACGGAGUCACUGUGGCCGGUUGGAGUAAUGACAAAGCCCAUGAGUUCCUCAAGAAAGCCGAUGGUCAGAGAAUUGAAAUGGCCAUCCGAGACAGGCCAUUUGAGCGCACAAUCACAAUGCAGAAAGACAGUAAUGGCUUUGUGGGGUUCACAUUCAACAAUGGACGUAUCAAGACGUUAGUGAAGGAUUCGUCUGCAGCACGCAACGGACUUCUCACAGACCAUCAGCUGAUAGAAGUGGGAGGUCAAAAUGUCGUCGGCUUGAAGGACAAAGAAAUUGGGGAAAUCAUUGAUUCCUGUGGCAAGACGCUGACAGUGACAAUCAUGCCAUGUUUUAUUUAUGAUCACAUUAUCAAAUGCAUGGGUUCAAGCAUAGUCAAGAAGUUGAUGGACCAUUCAGUUCCAGACCUGUAG
Messenger RNA from Candidula unifasciata, 906 nucleotides. The record is from the annotation of a GenBank genome assembly. NCBI's taxonomy places the organism in Eukaryota, Metazoa, Mollusca, Gastropoda, Stylommatophora, Geomitridae.